This is a messenger RNA of Saccostrea echinata, 822 nucleotides long. Its product is annotated as neurogenic locus notch homolog protein 2-like. The record is from RefSeq and is a predicted model, not a curated record. Gene Ontology annotation, biological process: establishment or maintenance of epithelial cell apical/basal polarity; heterophilic cell-cell adhesion. Gene Ontology annotation, molecular function: calcium ion binding. Lineage: Eukaryota; Metazoa; Mollusca; Bivalvia; Ostreida; Ostreidae. Bases 1 to 822 code for a protein of 273 amino acids. The transcript has 7 exons. Gene Ontology annotation, cellular component: protein-containing complex; plasma membrane.
AUGUCUGUGGACAUCGUGCACAAUUUCUUUAAUUGGCUAUCCAUCGAAUGGGAAUUAUGCAGUAUCAGUACAGAUAGAAGAUUUCGUAAAUCUACUACUGCCCUGAGUAGCAUUCCUCUACAGUUCAUUGUUACAGUAACUUCUGACGGCGCCUGUUAUUUGGAACCAAAUUUUACGUCUCCUACUCCUGCAGAGGGAACUGUGAUACAAGUUUACAACGGAUCAUUACAGUUUAAAGCAAGAGCCAGUAUUACUUUUUCAGAUGAAAGUAUAACUAAAUUUCAUAUUUUGUCACCACUUGAUUUUACGAUAUCUGACAUCUCUAAUCCCGUGCUUUACGAAUAUGAAACAACUAUUUCACUUACGGAAAUAACAGCAGAGGAAAUCGGAAUACACGUCUUGUGUUUUUCAGCAGAAUCAAAUUAUCGACGCUCUACCAUAUCCCGAUGCAUAAGAGUUAAUAUUACAGAUAUCGUUGACAACUGUUUUGGCGAUCCAUGUCAGAACAGUGGAACCUGUGUGGAUCUCACUAAUGAUUACCGGUGCCAGUGUCUCUCUGGAUUUACAGAUAAAAAUUGCUCAACAAAUAUCAACGAAUGCAUGGAUGAGCCUUGUGAAAACAAUGGAACAUGUGUAGAUUUGAUAAACAACUACGAAUGUCAAUGUGUUCCUGGGUUCAAUGGAUCCAACUGUGAGGAGAAUAUUGAUGAAUGUGCUGAAAGUCCUUGUCCGAACAAUGGAACAUGUGAGGACCUCAUCAAUGAUUACAACUGUAGCUGUGUUCCUGGAUUUAAUGGAACUAACUGCGAGGAGAGUAAGUAA